AACUUUUGUGGAUCAAUGUUCAGCUGAGAUGAACACCUCCCUAGCAGAUAUUGUGGAGUCUAUGAUGAUCGCAUUCAUACCUACGGGAAACCCGAACGCUCUCGUCCGCACUAUGUUCCCAUGGCAAAUGGCGAUCAUGAAGUAGGUCGUCUUUCAGUUUCAUACACCCUCCCCCGAGCGUCCCGUUCUUGUUUUGAGUUUGGCAUUGAAACCCUACCUCCCCAUUAUAAGUUCCCUGGCGAGGAACUCCAGCAUCCACUGCUGUCAACCAUCUGUUUCUCAUUUCACAAUGAAAUUCUCAUACGCAGCCAGCCUCCUUCUGGGAGCUGUCUCCGUUGGCGCUCACAAAUCCGACAAGUACUCCUACGAGUCGACCGAGGCCGACCACCCUGGCAUCAAUGGCGUAGUCACUGGUGCAAUUCAAUGGCAGUCACCCCCCGUCAACUCAACUCUGUUGAAUGUCAAGGAAUUCCGCACCACUUGUACUGGUCAGAAGGCAGGUCACGACUGUGAACGCGUCGUUGACGGCAGAAGCGACACAUACUGGGAGAGUGACAACUUUGGUCUUGGGCCACCGUGGAUUUCAAUUGAUCUGAAAACAGUCCACAAUGUCAGUGGGCUGACGAUGCUACCUCGAUUUGAUGACGAUGUCACUGGGGGUGUGAUUGAAUCCCACCGUGUCUACCUGAGCAAGGAUGAGCGAGACUGGGGUGAGCCAGUGGCCUACGGAAAAUGGGCCAACAAUAAAGCCAUGAAGCUCGCUUCUUUCAACCCCAUCCCUGCACGCUAUGUCAAGCUUGUUGCUGAUACUCCGGCUCUUCCCGAUGCGCCUGACUGGCAUGAGCCUAUUUCGAUCGUCAACCUUGGUAUCUAUGCUACCGAUUAUACUCUCCCCACGGUGCCUGGCAAGGGUGCCUGGGGACCAACCCUCGAUUUGCCCGUCAUCCCCGCCAGUUCGGCCCAGGAACAGAACGGUCAGAUCAUUCUCUGGUCUGCUUGGGCCAAUGACCAGUUCUUUGCUUCCCCCGGUGGCAAGACACUCACCACCACAUGGAAUCCCAAGACCAAGGAAAUCUCGCAAAGUGUGGUUGCUGAAACCCACCAUGACAUGUUCUGCCCCGGCAUGGCCAUGGAUUUCAAUGGAAGUAUCGUCGUCAGCGGCGGUGGUGACGCUGCUAGAACCAGUAUUUUCAACGGAAAAACCUGGGAGUCUGGCCCUGAUAUGCGCCAGCCUCGAGGAUACCAUGCAACAGCUACUCUAUCCGAUGGUCGAAUCUUCGCGAUCGGGGGCUCUUGGAGUGGUGGCAACAAGGUCGAGAAGAAUGGUGAAGUGUACAACCCCAUCAAGAAGAAGUGGUACACCCGCUCCGGAGCAAAGGUUGACGCCAUGUUGACGAAUGACCGAUUGGGUCGCUGGCGUGCGGAUAACCAUGCCUGGUUAUUUGGAUGGAAGAAUGGCAGUGCCUUCCAGGCUGGUCCCAGUGUGAAGAUGAACUGGUUUACUGUUGAGGGCAGCGGCAGCACAACUUCUGCAGGAAGGCGAAUGGAUGAUGGAGACUCUAUGUCGGGCAACGCUGUCAUGUAUGACGCUGUUCGUGGCAAGAUUCUCACUUUCGGAGGUCAGCCGUCUUACGACGGCUCUUACGGGUCCAAGAACGCCCAUAUCAUUACACUGGGCGCUCCACUUCAAGAGCCUCUUGUCGAGGUCGCCGGAAAAGGAUCUGGUGGCGGCAUGAACUUCCCCCGUGUCUACCAUACCUCUGUAGUUCUGCCUGAUGGCAAGGUGUUUAUUGCUGGUGGCCAGGUCUGGGGAUCGCCCUUCAACGAGGAGACGGUCCAGUUCUAUCCAGAGAUUUACAACCCCGAGGCUGAUACCUUCGACGUCAUGAACGGUCAAAAUAUUGUCCGUGUUUACCACAGCAUCUCCAUGUUGCUCCCUGAUGCGACUGUCCUGAACGGCGGUGGUGGUCUCUGCGGAAAUUGCUCCGCGAACCACUACGAUGCCCAGAUCUUCACUCCUCCCUACCUGCUGACUCCCUCUGGAGAACGGCGUGAACGCCCCACGAUCCUGCGUGCUGAUACUCGAGUCAUCGUGGGCGGGAUCUUGGAAUUCACGGCCGACAAGCACGUUGCUUCUGCAUCGCUCGUUCGCCAGGGAACCACUACCCACACUACGAACACUGACCAGCGCCGUGUCCCAAUCGAGGUGAACGGCCAUGAAGGCCAUUCCUUCAGUUCCAACCUCCCAGAUGACAGUGGUGUCCUGGUUCCUGGCUGGUACAUGCUUUUCGCUAUGGAUUCCGAGGGCACGCCUAGUGAGGCGACCCUGGUCAAGGUGGAACUCCCUCAGUACGCAACCCUCCAGCUCGAGGAAAUGUUGGAGAACGAUAGUGACGGUGAGGACAUUCAAGACCACAGUGCUCAUGAAGGAUGCGAUGAAGAGAAGAUGACAAGCAUGUUGUCUGCUAUUCUCUCCUCGCCUGGCCAGGUCUGGAAAUCGUGGAGACCUUCACUCAUCCUGCAGGGCUACUAAGGGGCCUAGUUGAAUCGCUUCGGCAAUGCCAAGCCUACGAGACUUGCCGUAUCAGAUUCUAUCCUAAUAUAUUUGGGAUGAGCUUUCGAUGCUAGAUAUAUCACAAGGAUUGACUGGUCUUAGCGGUUGAAACCUGACAUUCAAAUGUCCCUCCCUCCGGUAGAUCUUUGACUGAAAUCCCCUCCUGUAAUGAAUAAAAUGUACUUUCAUCUGUAUUAGUUCCAGUAGUAGUUACGGAUUACAGGACCCAAGAUGCU
Molecule: messenger RNA, 2790 nt
Organism: Aspergillus versicolor CBS 583.65
Lineage: Eukaryota; Fungi; Ascomycota; Eurotiomycetes; Eurotiales; Aspergillaceae
Exons: 1
Coding region: 290-2533 (747 amino acids)
Molecular function (GO): protein binding
Source: RefSeq, a predicted model, not a curated record